Messenger RNA from Rotaria sp. Silwood2, 1974 nucleotides. Lineage: Eukaryota; Metazoa; Rotifera; Eurotatoria; Philodinida; Philodinidae. The record is from the annotation of a GenBank genome assembly.
AUGUUUAAAUAUGAACUUGCACAAGAACAUUUUCAAAAACUUAUUGAUGAAAAUUUAGUCAAAGAAAAUAUUGAUUUUGCUUAUUGUUAUUAUGGACUUGCACAAGUUAAUUGUAAAAAUGAAGAUUAUGAUUCAGCUAUUUUAAAUAUUAACAAAACAUUAGAAUAUUUAUUAAAAAAUUCAUCACUUAAUAAACAUUCACUUGUAUCAUCAUGUUAUAAUGAUUUAGGUUCAAUCUAUACUAAACAAUCAAAUUAUUCAGCUGCUUUACAAUCAUUUGAUAAAGCUAUAUCAAUCAAUAAUGAUGAUGAUAUCUUAUCUAAAACUUAUUUAGCUUUAUCAGAUACUCAUUUUCAAAUGACAAAUUAUCGUACAGCAUUAGAAUAUUUAGAUAAAUCUCUUGAUCGUAUACCAAAAACAGAACAUUUAAUGAUGGCAAAUGUAUAUAUUAACAUGGGUAAAGUAUAUAUGGCAAUUAAUGAACCUGAAAAAGCAUCAAAAAUACUUGAUAAAGCACUUGAAUGUCAACUUAAAGAAGUUCCUAUAACUCAUCCAGAUGUUGGUUAUACUUAUAAUGCAAUUGGAUUAAUGUAUUUCGAUACAAAUAAUUAUGAAAAAGCUCUAGAAUAUAUUGAAAAAGCUUAUCAAUUACAAUUAAAAUCAAUACCAAAUAAUCAUCCAGAUUUUGCAGAUACUUAUAGAAAUUUUGCUAAAAUAUAUAUGAAAAAAGGUGAUUUAGACAAAAGUUUAUUUUAUUAUGAAAAAGUAUUAGAAAAUCAAUUAAAAACAUUAGUAUGGACUAAUCCAUCCGUAAUUGAUACUUAUCGAUCUAUUGGACUUAUUGAACGAGCAAAAAGUAAUUAUGAUCAAGCAUCAACUAACUUUCAAAAAGUACUUAACCGUCAUUUAAACAUAAUGAAAUCUGGUGAUAAAUUAAUAAGUGAUGCUUAUGAAAAUCUUGGUAAUCUUUUUUUGGAAUCAAACAAUGUAGAUGAAGCUUUACAUUAUUAUCUUGAAUUACUUACUAAUGAAUUAAUAAAAAAACUAUCUGAAGAUUUUUCAUUAGUUCAUAUUUAUAAAACUAUUGCAGUGAUUUAUUAUAAAAAACGUAUUUUAGAUCAAUCAUUAAUUUAUCAUAAUCGUUUACUUGAUUGUUAUUUAAAAAGAAAACCACUUGAUGAAUCUAGUAUUAAUGAAAUUUAUACUUCUAUCGGACAAGUUUAUUUAAAAAGACGUCAUUUUGAUCAAACAUUAUUAUUCUAUCAAAAACAAAACAAAAAUCAAUCAUUAAAUGAUAAAUCAAUUGAUAAGCGUCAAAUGAUUGAUGAUAUUUCUUUUGAAAAACGUCAUUUAGAACAAUCUUUUUACUAUUUUGAAAAUUAUCUCCAUAAACAACUUCAAAUAUAUUCAGAAAAAGAUCCAAUAUUAGUUAAUAUAUAUUGUAUUUUAGCAAAUAUUUCUUUUGAUAAACAAAAUUUGAAUAAUGCAUUAAAGUAUUUUCUUCUCGCAUUAAAUAAUGAAUUAGAACGAAAAGAAAUUCAUGAUUCAUCAUUAAAAAAUAUAUAUAAAGCUAUUGGAACUAUUUAUUUUGAACAAAAAAAUUAUGAUCAAUCAUUAAUUUAUUUUUAUAAAUUAUUUGAUUGUCAAUUACGACAAGAUUCAAAUACGAAUUCAUCAAUAGAUGACACUUAUACUAUGAUUGGAAAAAAUUAUUUGAAAAUAAUUUAUUUUCCUUUAUAUUUAUAUGAUAAUAAGAAUUUAAUGUCGAAGAAAUCUAACCAAAAUUUACAGAGGACAACAUCAACGACGACAAAUACAUCUCAUACUGACAAUUUUAUACUUGAAAAACGUUCUUUAAAUCUAACAUUAGUUUAUUUUCAAAAUUUAAUUACUAAACAAAAUAACAAUCAAUCAUUAGAUGACACAUAUAUUAUUCUUGGUAAUACGUGUUUGGAAAUGCNUGACUUUGGGUAG